AUGGGGACGUCGCUGCUUCUACUUCCUAUCGUCGAUAUUUCUUCGCCGGACAAAAUCUCCACCUCCCAAUUGAUUCGUCAGGCAUGUCUUGAUCAUGGAUUCUUCUAUGCCAAAGACCAUGGCAUCUCGGAAGAGUUAGUGGAAGGAGUUUUCAGGGAGAGCAAAGGCUUCUUUAAUCUUCCUCUAGAGGAGAAAAUGGCUUUACUCCGUUGUGAUUUGCUCGGCUAUACUCCACUGUACGCCGAGAAACUUGACCCGUCCUUGAGCUCCAUAGGUGAUUCCAAGGAAAGCUUCUAUUUUGGAUCUUUGGAAGGCGAUCUUGCUCAGCGUUACCCAAAUCAGUGGCCUUCUCAAGAUCUCUUGCCAUCAUGGAGGCAAACCAUGGAAUCUUACUAUAAGAAUGUCCUGUCCGUGGGUAGAAAGUUGCUCGGCUUGAUUGCCUUGGCAUUGGAUUUAGAUGAGGACUUCUUCGAACAAGUUGGAGCCUUGAAUGAUCCCACAGCAGUUGUUCGCCUCUUACGCUAUCCAGGUGAAGUGAUUUCGUCGGAGGUAGAAACAUAUGGUGCCUCAGCUCACUCGGAUUAUGGAAUGGUCACUCUUCUUUUGACUGAUGGAGUUCCAGGACUUCAGGUUUGUAGAGACAAAUCGAAACAGCCACGAAUUUGGGAAGAUGUCCCUGGAAUUAGAGGGGCGUUUAUUGUCAACAUUGGUGAUAUGAUGGAGAGAUGGACUAAUGGACUCUUCCGGUCUACACUGCACAGAGUAAUGCCGGUGGGAAAAGAACGUUACUCGGUGGUGUUCUUCCUAGAUCCCAAUCCAGACUGUAACGUGGAAUGCUUGGAGAGUUGUUGCAGCGAAACUUGUCCCCCAAGAUUCCCGCCUAUCCUCGCCGGCGACUAUAUUAAGGAGCGUUUUAGGCUAACCUACGCCACCUCCUAG
Thlaspi arvense is the source of this 939-nucleotide messenger RNA. Lineage: Eukaryota; Viridiplantae; Streptophyta; Magnoliopsida; Brassicales; Brassicaceae. The record is from the annotation of a GenBank genome assembly.